AUGGGGAUUACUGAUUUACUUUGUCGAGCUUUGCAGCAAAAAUCUCUUGAUAUCUUAAAUGCAAUGGAUCUUGUAUCAACUACUAAAGCAUUACUUCAAACUUUGAGAGAUGCUGGAUUUGAUCUUCUCCUUGCAAAUGUGCAAUCUGUUUGCACAAAAUAUGAGAUUGACAUACCACAUAUGAAUGCUUCACAUAAAAAAGCUACAGGUCGUUCAUGUCAACAACAAGGUUCAGUGACAGUUUACCAGCAUUAUCAUUAUGAUAUAUUUAACUUAACAAUAGAUUUCCAGGUGGAAGAAUUAAAUUCGAGAUUCAAUGAUGGGAUAAUGGAACUCCUUAUACUUAGCUCUGCUUUAGAACCCAAGGACAACUUUAAAUCAUUUAAAGCUGAUGCUAUUUACAAGCUUGCUGAGAAAUUUUAUCCUGAAGAUUUCAAUGAACUCAGCUAG
Populus trichocarpa (black cottonwood) is the source of this 450-nucleotide messenger RNA. RefSeq lists its product as uncharacterized. Bases 1 to 450 code for a protein of 149 amino acids. The transcript has a single exon. The record is from RefSeq and is a predicted model, not a curated record. NCBI's taxonomy places the organism in Eukaryota, Viridiplantae, Streptophyta, Magnoliopsida, Malpighiales, Salicaceae.